AUGGCGCUCUACUUAGCGUAUAUACAGCCGUUCCGCAAGUAUCUAACGCUGCAGGUGCUCGGCGGUGGCUACAGCGACUACGUCUGGCACGAUGCACAGGGCGCGUGGAACACGGAUCGACUAACGAGAGUUCUUAAGCGAGAAACACAGAAGAGACUGGGUGUUAUGCUGCAUACGCUUGACUACUGGCAUACUGCUGUAGGACUUGGCCGAGUCUACGUCAGAGAGUCGUUCAGCAAGGGCUACCAGGACGACAUUGGCGAAGUAGACGAGGCAGAAGUGGAAGACGACGGCGAGGAUAUUAUUAAGCUGCAGAACUCACGCACAACUGCAAUGGGCGUAGGCAACUACAGCGUGCCGAUCGAUAUUGUUAAGCAUCUCAGCGUGCGCUCGAUCAACGCAUUCCGGCCGCUCAGCGCAGCGUGGCACAAGUUCUUGGGGGUUGAUGGCACGGGCGAGGCAAGCAUGUCUGGGCUGGCGCUGCUGCCGCGGGACAAGGAGGUGAGGGUAGAAGACCUGCGCAAAGACAAGAUCUGUACAGCGCUGCAGCAGGUGCUAGGCACGCAGGAGGUAGGGUUCCGCUCAGUGGAGCAGGAGCAGGCGAUGCAUGCCGUUCUCGACGGACAGAAUCCGCUGGUCGUUGUGCUCCCGACAGGAGGCGGCAAGAGUCUGCUGUUCACGGUGCUGGCGGUUGUAGAGCAGACAGGGGUUACAGUUGUCGUUGUGCCGUACCAGGCGCUGAUCAACAAUCUAGUAGAACGCAUUUAG
Messenger RNA from Ascochyta rabiei, 768 nucleotides. RefSeq lists its product as uncharacterized. Gene Ontology annotation, cellular component: cytoplasm; nucleus; chromosome. NCBI's taxonomy places the organism in Eukaryota, Fungi, Ascomycota, Dothideomycetes, Pleosporales, Didymellaceae. The record is from RefSeq and is a predicted model, not a curated record. The coding region runs from base 1 to 768 and encodes 255 amino acids. Gene Ontology annotation, biological process: double-strand break repair via homologous recombination. Gene Ontology annotation, molecular function: ATP binding; nucleic acid binding; 3'-5' DNA helicase activity. The transcript has 2 exons.